Molecule: messenger RNA, 14983 nt
Organism: Nothobranchius furzeri (turquoise killifish)
Lineage: Eukaryota; Metazoa; Chordata; Actinopteri; Cyprinodontiformes; Nothobranchiidae
Gene: huwe1
Product: HECT, UBA and WWE domain containing E3 ubiquitin protein ligase 1
Biological process (GO): Golgi organization; membrane fusion; protein polyubiquitination
Cellular component (GO): nucleus; Golgi membrane; cytoplasm
Molecular function (GO): ubiquitin protein ligase activity; protein binding; zinc ion binding
Source: RefSeq, a predicted model, not a curated record
UCCGUUUUGCUCUAAACGUAUUUAAUAAUGAUCGCUCGCCAAUUGCCCCGAGGCAACUAACCAGUCGUUUUUAAAGGGUAAAGUAUGGAUCUUCUGCUGUGUAAACCGCCAUUUUUCGCGGAUGGAGCAUUGUGCGCAGCUUCCAGUGCUAGCUAGCUAGCUCACUCAAAGCCCUGGUACAUAAACGCCGCACAAAUACGCUGUUCACUGGGUAUAGGUAUUUAUGCCUCUUUACAAUUCUAAGUGGAUAGCCAUAACGUCGCUUGAUAAUACCCACUCCCUCGAGCAAAGAAGACAACUGAAAAGAGUUACAAUGUAUGUCAGAUUAUUUUGAGAAACUGCAACACAAACUAAUGGGAUAAUGGUGGUGCUGUUAAACCAAAGCAUUUUCUGGUAAAGUGACUGGAACAUGCUGUAAACUCAGUAUUGCCAAAUACACUUCUGGGAACAGAAGACCGAUUAUCUACAAUGAAGGUUGACAGAAGCAAGUUAAAGAAAACGCCAACAGAAGCACCAGCAGACUGCAGGAUACUUAUAGAGAAGCUCAAAGCGUGCAACGAUGAACAACUCUUGGUUGAACUGCAGCACAUCAAGACCUGGAACAUUGGGAAGUGUGAGCUUUACCAUUGGGUGGACCUGCUGGAUCGCUUUGAUGGCAUUUUGUGUGAUGCCGGCCAGACAGUGGAGAAUAUGUCAUGGCUGCUAGUGUGUGACCGUCCAGACAAUGGACAACUCAAAGCCUUGCUUUUGGCAGUGCUCAACUUCACAGCGCUGCUCAUUGAAUAUAGCUUCUCCAGGCAUCUCUACAGCUCCAUAGAGCACUUAACCAACUUGCUGGCAUCAUGCGACAUGCAAGUGGUCCUUUCUGUGCUGAAUCUACUCUACGUGUUCAGUAAACGCUCCAACUACAUCACUAGACUUGGAUCUGAUAAAAGAACACCUCUUCUGGCACGUCUACAACACCUGGCUGAGAGCUGGGGAGGAAAGGAGAAUGGCUUUGGUCUGGCUGAAUGCUGCAGGGAUCUGCCCAUGUCGAAGUAUCCUCCCAGUGCCACCACACUGCACUUUGAGUUUUACGCCGAACCAGGCCCAGAGGUCAAAGUUGAAAAGAAGCAGACUAGUAGUAACACACUACACUAUAUUCACAUCGAGCAGCUUGACAAGAUUUCAGAAAGUCCAUCAGAAAUCAUGGAGUCGCUGACAGCAAUGUACAACAUCCCUAAGGACAAACAGACCUUACUGUUCACUCACAUUCGACUGGCCCAUGGUUUCUCAAAUCACAAGAAGAGGUUGCAAGCUGUGCAGGCAAGACUGCAUGCCAUCUCUAUACUGGUGUAUUCAAAUGCUCUGCAAGAGUCAGCCAACAGUAUUCUGUAUAAUGGCUUGAUAGAAGAGCUGGUGGAUGUCUUACAGAUAACAGACAAACAGCUUGUGGAUAUCAAGGCCGCAUCUUUGCGCACUUUAACGUCAAUUGUUCAUUUGGAGAGGACACCCAAGCUUUCCAACAUAAUUGACUGCACUGGCACGGCGUCCUAUCAUGGUUUCUUGCCUGUAUUGGUGCGCAACUGUAUACAAGCAAUGAUUGAUCCUUUGAUGGAACCCUACCCACACCAGUUUGCCACAGCACUCUUCUCAUUCCUGUACCACCUGGCUAGCUAUGACGCUGGAGGAGAGGCUCUCGUCUCUUGUGGCAUGAUGGAAGCCCUCCUGAAAGUCAUCAAGUUUUUAGGCGAUGAGCAGGACCAGAUCACCUUUGUGACCCGAGCAGUGCGGGUUGUGGACCUUAUCACCAAUCUGGACAUGGCUGCCUUUCAGUCUCACAGCGGCCUUUCCAUUUUCAUCUGCAGGCUAGAACAUGAGGUGGACUUGUCAAGGAAAGAGUGUCCCUUUGUCAUCAAGCCAAAGAUCCAGAGGCCUAGCUCAGCUGUGGAGUCUGAAGACAUGGACACAGACAUGGAGAUGUCUGAAGUUGCCAUGGAAAGCAGCCCUGGACCAUCAACGUCUUCUGGUUCCAGACCAGAGGUAGAUCAACGAGCACAGAGCAGCUCUGCUAAUAUGCCUCGUGCAGGUGUGCAGUGUAUCCCCCAGAGGGCAGCUCUGUUGAAGUCAAUGCUAAACUUCCUGAAGAAGGCCAUCCAGGAUCCUGCAUUUUCUGAUGGCAUCCGCCACGUGAUGGAUGGAUCCUUGCCUACCUCACUUAAGCACAUCAUCAGUAAUGCGGAAUAUUAUGGCCCCUCCCUGUUCUUGUUAGCGACGGAGGUGGUGACAGUGUUUGUGUUCCAGGAGCCAUCCCUGCUCUCCUCUCUGCAGGACAAUGGGCUGACUGAUGUCAUGUUGCACGCCCUUCUUAUCAAAGAUGUUCCUGCUACCCGUGAGGUGUUGGGUUCUCUCCCAAAUGUGUUCAGCGCUCUCUGCCUGAAUGCCAGAGGUCUACACUCUUUUGUUCAGUGUCAGCCUUUUGAGCGCCUCUUCAAAGUGCUUUUGUCCCCUGACUAUCUGCCUGCCAUGCGCCGCCGCCGCAGCUCUGACCCUUUAGGCGACACUGCAUCUAACUUGGGCAGUGCUGUCGAUGAGCUCAUGAGGCACCAGCCCACUUUGAAGACGGAUGCCACUACUGCCAUUAUUAAGUUACUGGAGGAGAUCUGCAACUUGGGUCGAGCUCCAGAGUACAUCUGCCAGAAGCCAUCUAUCCAGAAAGCAGAUGGCACGGUGGCUGUGCCGCCAGCACGCUCCAGUCAUGCUGCUGAAGAAGCUUCCAGUGAGGAUGAGGAGGAAGAGGAGGCCCUCCACACAUUCACCCAGCAGCAGGGAGAACCAGAGAGCAACAGGCAGUCAGUUCCACUUGAACUGGUGGUGGGCACCGAGGAGAGAAUACCCAUUCCUCUAAUGGAUUAUAUACUGAACGUGAUGAAGUUUGUGGAAUCCAUCUUGAGCAACAACACCACAGAUGAUCAUUGUCAGGAGUUUGUUAACCAGAAAGGUCUGCUGCCUUUGGUCUCUAUUCUGGGCCUUCCCAACUUGCCCAUCGACUUUCCUACAUCAGCAGCCUGUCAAGCUGUGGCCGGUGUGUGCAAGUCCAUCUUGGUGAGGAAAAACAAUACGCUCUCGCAUGAGCCUAAAGUUCUUCAGGAAGGCCUGUGCCAAUUGGACAGUAUCCUGACGUCCCUGGAACCACUUCAUCGACCAAUUGAGAUGCCUGGUGGGUCUGUGCUUCUCAGAGAGCUGGCCAAUGCGGGCCAUGUCACAGACGCCACUCUGUCAGCCCGAGCCACGCCACUCCUACAUGCUCUGACUGCAGCCCACGCGUACAUUCUCAUGUUUGUCCAUACUUGCAGAGUUGGACAGAGUGAGAUCAGAGCCAUCUCAGUAAACCAAUGGGGCUCCCAGCUGGGCCUGAGUGUUCUGAACAAGCUCAGUCAACUCUAUUGUUCUUUGGUAUGGGAAAGCACAGUGCUGCUGUCGCUUUGCACUCCCAACAGUCUUCCUCCUGGAUGUGAAUUUGGCCAGUCUGAUAUGCAGAAACUUGUGCCCAAAGAGGAAAAACCAACAGGCAGUGCUGCAACAAACACAGCCUCUGGAUCCAAAAGAAAUGAAACUGACACGGUGUCUGUGGAUUCAUCUGCUGGUGGUCUGCUGGAAGGCAUGUGUCUGGAUGGGGAUGCCUUGGCUCCUAUGGAGACAGAUGAACCUUCAGCAUCCGACCCAAAGACAAAGUCCAAACUCACCCCAGCUAUGGCCACUCGUAUCAAACAAAUUAAACCUCUACUCUCAGCCUCAUCUAGGUUAGGUAGAGCUUUGGCUGAGCUCUUUGGCCUGUUAGUAAAAUUGUGUGUAGGUUCCCCCGUACGCCAACGCCGCUCCCAUCAUGCCACAAGCACAGGGACCACCCCUACACCUGCUGCACGAGCCACUGCCUCUGCUCUUACCAAGCUUCUCACCAAAGGUCUAAGUUGGCAGCCCCCACCAUACACACCCACACCACGGUUUAGGCUAACGUUCUUCAUCUGCUCAGUGGGCUUUACAUCUCCCAUGCUGUUUGAUGAGAGAAAAUAUCCCUACCACCUCAUGCUGCAGAAGUUCUUUUGCUCUGGGGGACAUGAUGCAUUGUUUGAGACGUUUAACUGGGCCCUGUCAAUGGGUGGGAAAGUACCUGUGUCUGAGGGCUUGGAGCACACAGAUCUCCCUGAUGGGACAGGAGAGUUUCUGGAUGCCUGGCUAAUGCUGGUGGAGAAGAUGGUUAACCCGAGCACUGUGCUGGACUCGCCCCACUCCCUGCCUGCUAAAAUGCCAGGGAUCACACCCACCAUGCCCCAGUUCAGUGCCCUUCGGUUCCUCAUUGUCACCCAGAAGGCUGCAUUCAGCUGCAUCCGCAGCCUAUGGAAUAGAAAGCCACUGAAGGUGUAUGGAGGCAGGAUGGCUGAAUCCAUGCUGGCCAUCUUGUGCCACAUACUCAGAGGGGAGCCUGUUAUUCAGGAGCGGCUGGUUAAGGAGAGAGAGGGGACGGCACGCCCUGAUGAGGAAGGGACAGCCUCCAGUUCUUUGGGACCCACUGUGGCUCCAGGAGCAUCUACAACAAGUGGAGAGAUGACUGGUACAGGAACUGGAUCCACCGCAGGGCCAGCCGCAGGAUCAGCUGAAGAGUCUACCAACUCCACACCUCGCCAUGAGCCUCAGGUCAACCAGGCUCAGCUCACUCAGGAAGCAGGCAGAGGGAGAGAGGCACACGCACAGGUCCGGCAGCAGCAGUUUCAGCAGCUGAUGGAUAUGGGAUUCUCAAGAGAACACGCCAUGGAGGCCCUACUCAACACCAGCACUAUGGAGCAGGCAACCGAGUACCUUCUCACACAUCCACCUCCCCUUCUUGGUGGAGCAGUACGGGAUUUGACCAUGUCAGAGGAGGACCAGAUGAUGAGGGCCAUUGCCAUGUCACUUGGGCAGGAAAUCAGCAUGGAGCAACGCUCCGACUCUCCAGAGGAAGCAGCACGCCGGCGUGAGGAGGAGGAUAGAAGAGCAAGGGAGCGGGCAGAAGAGGAGGAGGCGCGCUGUUUGGAACGUUUUAUGGAAGCUGAGCCCCUGGACCCCCAGGAACUUCACACCUUCACUGACUCCAUGCUGCCUGGCUGCUUCCAUCUCCUAGAUGAGCUGCCCGACACGGUCUACCGACUCUGUGACCUGCUGAUGACUGCCAUCAAGAGGAGCGGCCCGGAGUACAGAGACCUCAUCCUCGGACAAGUUGUCCACCAGGUGUGGGAGGCUGCAGAUGUGCUGAUCAAGGCUGCUGAGCCCCUUACCACCAGUGACACAAAGACUGUGUCUGAGUGGACCAGACAGAUGGCAACGCUGCCCCAGGCGUCUAAGCUGGCAACACGAAUUCUGCUGCUCACGUUGCUCUUUGAGGUGCCAGAAUUAAAGGAAUUGAAACUCCUGGGUGCCAGAGUGGUGGAGAGCAGUGGGAUUCUUGAUUUGCUGAUCAAACUCCUGGAAGUCGUUCAGCCGUGUCUGCAGGCAGCCAAAGAGCACAAAGACAUUCAGACUCCAAAAUGGAUAACACCAGUGCUGUUGCUAAUUGACUUUUACGAGAAGAUGGCUGUCUCCUCAAAGAGAAGAGAACAAAUGAACAAGUAUUUGCAGCCUAAUGGAAACAACUGGCGAUGGUUUGAUGAUCGCUCAGGGCGUUGGUGCAGUUACAGCGCAUCCAACAACAGCACCAUUGACUCUGCAUGGAGGGCUGGGGAGAGCAGCGUCCGCUUCACGGCUGGACGACGGAGAUACACUGUGCAAUUUAACACAAUGGUGCAGGUAAAUGAAGAGACUGGUAACAGAAGGCCAGUGAUGUUGACUGUCCAGAAAGUGCCUCGCAUUACCAAGCCUUCCAAGACUGGUAAUGUAACUGACUCUGAGAGAGAGGAGGGAGACAAGAGCAAAGUGGAAGAAAACCAAACUGAUUUAGAUUCCGGGGUGACGGUGGAGAUGAGUGCAUCUAAGGAUGAUUCUAACCAGCUAAAAGAAACCACUUCCUGCCCCUCAACCUCCCUGGAGUCUGACUACUCUCAGGGUUCUGACAUUGUUGUCAAAGGCCUGACUGAUGACAUGACCACUGUUUUAAUCCGGGCUUGUGUCAGUAUGAUUAGUGUUCCUGUGGACCCCGACACUCUUCAUGCCACACUUCGUCUCUGCUUGCGCCUUACUCGCAACCACCACUAUGCAAUGAUGUUUGCUGAGCUGAAGAGCACACGGAUGAUUCUGGGACUGACGCAGAGCUCUGGAUUCAAUGGCUUCACCCCACUUGUGACUUUGCUCUUCAGACACAUCAUAGAAGAUCCAGCCACUCUACGACACACCAUGGAGAAGGUGGUGAGGUCGGCCGUGACAAGUGGAGCAGGUAGCACUACUUCAGGAGUGGUAUCAGGCAGCCUUGGUUCAAGAGAAAUCAAUUACAUCCUCCGUGUCCUGGGCCCUGCUGCAUGUCGUAACCCCGAGUGCUUCAUUGAAACGGCCAGCAACUGUAUUCGCAUUGCUCUGCCUGUGCCCCGUGGAGCUGGCACCACCUCUGAUGAUGAGUUUGAGAACCUUCGAAUUAAGGGGCCAAAUGCUGUGCAACUUGUGAAGACCACUCCUUUGAAACUGUCUCCCCUACCGUCCAUCCCCGACACCAUCAAAGAUGUCAUCUAUGACAUGCUCAAUGCUUUGGCUGCAUACCAUGCCCCUGAAGAACCUGAGCGUUCAGAAGAGCGAGCUGCAGUUCCUGGUAGUCAAGACCUGUGCCAGAUCCUGCAGGAUGUCGGUGAUGAUGUUUACCAGCAGUACCGACUGACUAGACAGGGAAGCGACUUUGACUCCCAGCCAGCAUUCCAUAUCAAUGCCCAAGUGUUUGCUGCUGAUGGAGGUGUGGCGGAGUCCUCUCAAUCUGGCACACCACAAGGGGAAGCCUCCACACCAGAAGAGAUGAGAGAGGAGAAAAAAGAACAAGAGGGAGAGAAGGGUUCUAGCUCAGAUGAGAGUAAAGCAGCUAAGGUCAAGGCAAGCAAGCCUCUAAUGCCUACUUCUACCAUCUUGAGACUACUGGCUGAACUGGUGCGCUCCUAUGUGGGCAUUGCCACGCUAAUUGCCUCCUAUUUCUACACCGCGGGACAGUCUGAGCUUAUUAAAGAGGACUGCAGUGUUCUGGCUUUUGUGCUCGACCACUUGCUGCCUCACACUCAGAAUUCAGAGGACAAGGACACGCCAGCCCUGGCACGUCUCUUCCUAGCCAGUCUGGCAGCUGCCGGCACAGGCACUGAUGCCCAGGUGGCCCUGGUGAAUGAGGUGAAGGCUGCUCUUAGUCGAGCAUUAGCAAUGGCGGAAGGUGCUGAAAAACAUGCAAGGCUUCAGGCAGUGAUGUGCAUUAUCAGCACCAUUAUGGAGUCGUGUCCCUCCACAUCCACUUUCUACAGCACAGCGGCAGCAAAGACUCAGCAUAACGGCAUGAACAAUAUCAUAAGACUCUUUCUCAAGAAAGGAUUGGUCAAUGACUUGGCCCGUGUUCCUCACAGCCUAGAUUUGUCCAGUCCUAACAUGGCCAACACUGUGAACGCUGCUCUGAAGCCUCUGGAAACUUUGUCACGCAUUGUUAACCAGCCCAGCAGCCUUUUUGGAGGCAAAGGAGGCUCCACCAAGAGCAAGACGGAGCACGACACUGUGGGCACUGCCAGGGAUAGCAACAGCAACACACAGGACCAAGGAGAAUCUGGAGAAACCGAACCAGUGGAUGGCAGUCACAGAGUCCAGGGAACAGACAGCGACCUCAUGGAUGGAGAAGCAGAGGGAGACACGGUGGUUAUUGCUGGUCAGCCAGAGGUUCUCAGCACACAGGCUAUGCAGGUAGAGAAUGAGUUGGUGGACCUGAUUGAUGAGCUGUUGGAGAGAGACACUGGAUCAGUGAACAGCACAAUUAUAGUGGGACGUAGCGCUGAGGAUGAAUCUCAAGAGGAUGUUUUGAUGGAUGAGGCUCCAUCCAAUAUUAGUCAAGCUUCCACUCUUCAGGCCAAUCGUGAAGACUCCAUGAACAUUCUCGAACCAGAGGAUGAAGAACACACACAAGAGGAAGACUCAAGUGGAAGCAAUGAUGAUGAAGACAGCCAAGAUGAAGAAGAGGAAGAGGAAGAAGAGGAAGAGGAUCAGGAUGAUGAAGGAGAUGAGGAUGAUGAUGACGAAGGAUCAGAGAUGGAGCUGGAUGAAGAUUUCCCUGACAUAAACUCUGCACCACAUAUCCGCUUUGAAAGAUUUGACAGGGAUGAUGACCUCAUCAUCGAGUUUGACAACAUGUUCUCUAACAACACUGACAUCCCAUCUUCUCCAGGGAACAUCCCUAGCUCCCACCCUCUGAUGGUGCGCCAUGCUGACCAUGGGUCCCUCACUCUGGGUGUGACAGGCACUAGCAGCCGCCUGGCACAGGGCAUGGGCCGCAGCCAGCGAACGCUGCGUCAGCUCACUGCAAACAGUGGACACACUAUCCACGUCCACUACCCUCAUAAUCGCCAGCCCAACCCACCGCUCAUUUUGCAAAGACUGCUGGGCCCCAGCGCUGCAGCAGAUAUCCUACAACUGUCCAGCUCUCUGCCUUUGCAGUCUCGUGGUCGGGCUCGGCUUUUGGUUGGAAACGAGGAUGUGCAUAUCAUCGCCCGUUCUGAUGAUGAGUUGUUGGAUGACUUUUUCCAUGAGCAGAGCAGCACUGGAGGACAAGCAGGCACCCUCUCCAGUAUUCCAACUGCCUUAACUAGAUGGACCGAUGAGUGCAAGGUGCUGGAUGCUGAGAGUAUGCACGACUGCGUAGCAGUGGUGAAGGUGCCAAUAUUGCAGCAUCUGGAGAGUCUAAGAGAUGAGGAGCUGGAAGAACGCAGAGAGAAGCGGAGGCGGCAGCUGGCUGAGGAGGAGGAGUCUAAGCAGAAUGAGAGGAGGGCUUCUGGAGCAGAAGUCAGAGAGCAGAGCCUGCAGGGUUCUGGAUUAAGGACAGUUAAUGGAACAGAAAACACUGCAGAGAGUGAGCAGACUCAGGAUGGUACAAUGUCAUGUCUGGACACACCCAGAGUCUCAGAGGGCUUCCUCACUGCUCCCCCAUCUGGAGAAGUGACUCCAACCACACCAGCUCCUCAUGAACAAGCCCUAGUCUCCCUGGAGACUGCCAUCAGUCAGCAGGUCCACCAACCAAUUGCUGACCUGCUCCUGACUGAGUCUCAUGCCAGCUCACUGGCUGCUCUGGCUAGUGCUGGCCUUCCGUCUUUGUCGGCCGCUGAGAGGCCAAACAGCGAGGCAGAAGCAUCACAGAUGGAAAUGUCACCAGCACCAAUAAUUGGUGAGAGAGUUGAAGGGGGCAUUAGUGGAGGAGCUUUGGAUGAAGGCAGAGAAGCCUCUCUGAGUCCAGACAUCAUAGAGAACUCUGAGCCUGCUGUGGUUGGGGUUUCACAGCUGGAGGGCUCACCAAUGGAUACCAGCAGCCCUGCCUCUGCUACUCAAGACGAAGCUGCUCCCAACCCUGCUCAGACCACGCAGCUGUCACAAGAGCUGUCUGGUAGUGGCGAGAGUGGGCUGACUGACAGGCAAACUGAUGCAGAGACAGGCUCCACAUCUGUUUCCUCUCCUGGGGAAACGAUGCCCAGAAGUGAUAGUGCUGAUAGCCAGUCCCAGGCCAUCCAGGAGGAGCCCCUCCCAUCCACAAGCAAUGAUGAGGAGGACCCACUUGCAGGGAUCAACCUGCCAGAGGGUGUAGACCCCUCCUUCUUAGCAGCCCUUCCAGAGGACAUUCGUCGAGAAGUGCUGCAAAAUCAGCUUGGCAUUCGACCACCAUCACGUCCUCCUGCUACCACAACCUUAUCCUCCUCUAAUGUACCUGUACUAGGAGGACCAGGGGUCACAGAGGUCAGCCCCGAGUUCCUGGCAGCACUGCCACCAGCCAUCCAAGAAGAGGUUCUUGCACAACAACGAGCUGAGCAGCAGCGAAGGGAGCUAGCUCAGCAGCCUCCACAGGGAGACACCCCCUUGGAUCCAGUCACCUUCAUCCAGACACUGCCCUCAGAGCUCCGCCGGAGUGUUCUUGAGGACAUGGAGGACAGUGUGUUGGCCGUCAUGCCUCCUGACAUUGCAGCAGAAGCGGCUGCGUUGCGUCGAGAGCAAGAAGCACGUCAGAGACAACUGAUGCACGAGAGACUGUUUGGUCAUAGCUCUUCUUCAGCCCUCUCAGCAAUCUUGCGCUCACCAGCCUUCACCAGUCGGUUAGGAAGUAAUCGUGGUGUCCAGUACACUCGGCUGGCAGUCCAAAGAGGAGGAACAUUUCAAAUGGGUGGGGGAACAAAUCACAGACCAUCCAGUUCAAACGUGGAUUCUUUACUGCGUCUGCGUGGACGAUUGCUGCUGGACCAUGAGGCUUUGUCUUGUCUGCUGGUCCUGUUGUUUGUAGAUGAACCAAAGCUCAACACUAGUCGUUUGCAUCGCGUUCUCAGGAACCUCUGCUACCAUUCUCAAACACGCGGGUGGGUCAUUCGCAGCCUGCUGUCCAUCCUCCAACGCAGCAGUGAGAGUGAGGUAUGUCUGGAGACCUCACGCCUGGAAGAUUCCCGUGGCAAGAGAAGCACCCAGGGAAGUUGUGGAGGAAAAGUUUCAGCCACCUCUUCCCUUGCCUCUUCAUCUUCAGCCUCCUCAUUAGAGCUCUUGAACAGGGUGGAGUCUCGUAGCUCCAGCCAGCUUUCCUGGCUCUCUGUUUCUAUGGAUGCAGCUUUGGGCUGCCGGACAAACAUUUUCCAGAUUCAGCGGGCAUCGGGGAGGAAGCACGCUGACAGACAUUCAGCUGGUGGCUCUACAGGAACCGCAACGCUGGGGGCAGGAGUGUCAGGCACUGCUACGGGGGUGACAUGUGCUGGAGGUGGAGGCUCCACUGUUCACAUCCACCCACAAGCUGCUCCAGUGGUCUGUCGACAUGUGUUGGACACACUCAUCCAGCUAGCAAAGGUGUUUCCCAGCCACUUCACCCAACAACGAUGCAAGGACUUGUUGGCUUCUGCUUCUGAUCUGGAUUCUCGACUGUCUUCAGGUCUCUCUGGGGUGGGGAGUGGAAGUGGGGGCUCUAGGUCAGGGGCUCAGUCUCAGAGCAAUCCCAAUGCCUCCAACACUCAGAACCCUCUGGGUUCCUCUACGCUUACCCCUCAGUCUCUAGGCAUCUCCACAGAUUUUUGGGACCUUCUUGUCAAGCUUGAUAAUAUGAAUGUCAGCCGCAAGGGCAAAGCCUCUAUGAAAACGGUGCCUCUGGGUGGCGGUGCAGAGGCUGACGGAGCACAGUUCAGCUUGGAGAGUUCUCCUCUUGGCCAGCUGAUGAACAUGUUGUCUCAUCCUGUAAUCAGGCGGAGCUCCUUGCUCACAGAAAAGCUGCUGCGCCUGCUCUCCCUCAUAUCUAUUGCCCUGCCUGACAACAAGGCUACUGAGGUACCUGCUGGACACCCAACCCCACAGGCUGCCAUCCCGAACACCGCAAGCUCAGGAGCAACAGUUUCAAUCACAACACAAGGAGUGACACCAGUGGGCUCCAUCCAGCCCACUGUGGUCAUCGCUGGAGUUCCUCUUGGAGCUGCAGCCCAGAGUACAUCCUCAGGGACAAAUCUUGCAAUUUCGCAGGCAUCCUCUACUACAAUCACUAUACCUACAUCUACUGGAUUGACCGCUACAGGAAAACAGAGGGGCAGCAUUGGCAAUAUAGAGCUAGACAAGAUGGCCUCCACUGGACUCACUGAGAAACAACUUCAGCUUUCUGUGGAGGUAUUGACAUCUCACUCAUGUUCAGAGGAGGGUCUGGAGGAUGCUGCUAACAUUCUGCUGCAGCUGUCUCGAGGAGACGGCAUCACCAGAGACACGGUCCUCAGACUGCUGCUCAGUGGAGCUAGACAUCUCGGAUACACUCUUUGCAAGCAGAUUGGCACAUUACUGGCUGAACUGAGAGAGUACAACUUGGAGCAGCAGAGGCAGGCUCAAACUGACUCUCAUUCACCUGAUGCACCACCUGACGAGUCCUCCUUAUCAGCCAGGCUGAAGGGCAAAAUGACCAGCAGAUUUGACGGCUCUGAGAGUGUGGUGAUUGUGGCUGCACAGAAGCGCACGCUGGGGGGACGGGAGCUGCAGCUUCCUUGUAUGAGCUCAUUAACAUCCAAAACAUCGACGCAGAAGUUCUUCUUGCGAGUGCUGCAGGUCAUAAUCCAGUUACGUGAGGACACAAGACGUGCCAACAAAAAGGCUAAACAAACAGGAAGAUUAGGCUCCAGUAGUUUGGGUUCAGCCAGCAGCAUCCAGGCUGCUGUGCGGCAGCUUGAGGCUGAGGCUGAUGCCAUCAUUCAGAUGGUGAGAGAGGGACAGCGUGCACGUCGGCUCCAACAAGCCCCCCCACCAUCCGCUCCCACCGCCGCCGGGUCAUCUGUGGCUGCUCCCCUUGCUCCCACUGGUGCUCCUCACCCUACUGGCACGGCUGCUGCUGCCACGUCUGAAGUGCAGUCAGUACCAGAGGCCCAGUCAGCACAGAGAGACGAAUCUCCCAUGGACGUGGACCAACCGUCUCCUCUAAUCCAGGACCCUACACCUCUGGAUGAGGAGGGAAACGGCCAGUCGGAGAGCGAAGAGAAGCUUCCAGACCUCCCCCUGCUCAGUGAGCAGCUGCUGUUGGAUGAAUUAUGGGACAUGCUUGGGGAGUGUCUGAAGGAGCUGGAGGAGUCCCACGACCAGCAUGCUGUGCUGGUGCUCCAGCCUGCUGUUGAAGCUUUCUUUUUAGUUCAUGCCACGGAGCGAGAGAGCAAACCACCUGUGAGAGACACACGGGAGAGUCAGCUUUCUCACAUCAAAGACGAGCCUCCACCUCUGUCCCCGGCGCCCCUAACACCUGCUACACCUUCGUCUCUAGACCCGUUCUUUUCCAGGGAGCCAUCUUCUAUGCAUAUAUCAUCAAAUCUGCCACCAGACACCCAGAAAUUUCUCCGGUUUGCAGAAACUCAUCGCACUGUGCUCAAUCAGAUCCUGAGACAGUCGACCACUCAUUUGGCUGAUGGGCCUUUUGCGGUGCUGGUUGACUACAUACGCAUUCUGGACUUUGAUGUUAAGAGGAAGUAUUUCCGCCAGGAGUUGGAGCGUCUCGAUGAAGGUCUGAGAAAAGAGGACAUGGCCGUGCAUGUGAGACGAGAUCACGUGUUUGAGGAUUCCUACAGGGAACUGCAUCGCAAGAGCCCAGAAGACAUGAAGAACAGGCUGUAUAUUGUGUUUGAAGGAGAGGAGGGUCAGGAUGCUGGCGGCCUGCUGAGGGAGUGGUACAUGAUCAUCUCACGAGAGAUGUUCAACCCCAUGUACGCUCUGUUCCGCACUUCUCCAGGUGACCGCGUCACCUACACCAUCAACCCCUCAUCUCACUGCAAUCCCAACCACCUCAGCUACUUUAAGUUUGUGGGUCGUGUUGUUGCCAAGGCGGUCUACGAUAACCGGCUACUGGAAUGCUACUUCACCCGCAGCUUCUAUAAACACAUCUUGGGCAAGAGUGUCAGGUACACAGACAUGGAAAGUGAGGACUACCCGUUCUUCCAGGGUUUGGUGUACCUGUUGGAGAAUGAUGUGUCCACUCUGGGCUAUGAGCUGACAUUCAGCACAGAGGUCCAGGAGUUUGGUGUGUGUGAGGUUAGGGACCUGAAGCCAAAUGGAGCCAACAUACUGGUCACAGAGGAGAACAAGAAGGAGUACGUGCACCUGGUGUGCCAGAUGAAGAUGACAGGUGCAAUCCGUAAACAGCUGGCGGCUUUCCUUGAGGGAUUCUAUGAGAUCAUUCCCAAGAGACUGAUCUCCAUCUUCACUGAGCAGGAGCUGGAGCUGCUCAUCUCUGGCCUGCCCACCAUUGACAUCGAUGACUUGAAGGCUAACACUGAAUAUCAUAAAUAUCAGUCUAGCUCCAUCCAGAUUCAGUGGUUCUGGAGGGCCUUGCGGUCCUUUGAUCAGGCUGACCGGGCUAAGUUCCUACAGUUUGUCACUGGCACGUCUAAGGUUCCACUCCAGGGAUUUGCUGCGCUGGAGGGCAUGAACGGCAUCCAGAAGUUCCAGAUCCAUCGCGAUGACCGAUCAACUGACCGCCUGCCAUCUGCUCACACCUGCUUUAACCAGCUGGACCUACCAGCCUACGAGAGCUACGAGAAGCUGAGACAUAUGCUGCUGUUGGCCAUUCAGGAAUGUUCAGAGGGAUUCGGACUGGCUUAAACACACAGACAUGCAUCCACAUAAAUAGUUUGGCAUACUCCUGACACAUUCACACUGGUAACCUCUGAACGCAAGCAUACACACACACACACACACACACACGCUUUCAUAGACAUUACUGGAUAUCUUGUUGAAUGGCCUAGUCUAGCUGGUUUCUAUUCCAUAUAAAACAGAUAAAACCAGCAGAUGAAGUAAGACUGAUUGAUACUGCGUACAACACAGAGAGCCUCAUUUCGACACCGUUGUGUGUCCUUUCCCAAUUUAUGGCAAAUGCAAGUGAGGAUUCAUGGACUACUAUAAGAGAUGUUUUCUUCAUUUAGUUUGGUUUCUCUGUACAAAAGGUUUGGGAGUUUAUUAUGUUCGAUCUUUUUUGUUCUCUGGCUGUGUAAAAAGAAACAGAAUGUUGUUUGAACAGGAUGGUUAUAAAACCUUUGGGGGAAAAAACACGUUGGUGGUUUCCUGUUGCAAAUUUGUGACCUCACAAGCCUUGACAAUGGGGCACAUUUAUAUGGGGGGUAGACGAACAACUUGAGAGGUAUUCACCAAAAUGCACUUUUCAAGGUUUUGUGGCAUUUUUAAGGAAGGAUGGAUCAACAAAUGAAAUGAAGAGAAAAUCUGAAGUUGAUUUAAAAGAAAAAAAGCAUAACCAUAAAUUCUAGAGUAUUUUUGGGUAUUAAAUUGCUGACCCAGCCUUGAGCCUUUGAAUCCGAGUGGAAAACAUGAAUAAAUGCAUAAAAUUUCA